AUGGCUACAAUAUUACCACCAGCUCCCGAUGAAUUACUUAAUACUUGUAAGAAUGGAUGUGGUCCACGGUGCGGGUGUAGAAAAUCGGGGUUGCAGUGCUAUUCACCUUUUGGCCAGUGUAAUGAGCAAGCUUGUCUCAAUGCUGUUUCAUUGCAAAGGGACUGUGAGAAAGUGAGUGCAUUCGACCCUGAAAUUCUGGUAGUGUCAAGUGCUGCAUAUAGAAUGAUACCAACACGCCGUGGCAAAUAUUUGCUGAUGUUGAACAGAUAUACGUUUUCCCAAAUGAAACAAACAAACAAUUUUUACUGUUCUAAAAAGGACGCCGGCUGUAAAGCACGAGUGAAGCUUUCGACCAAUGGAUUAAUUCAGCAAGCUUUUACUGGGCACACUCAUCCUCCGCCUAAAUACAUGGUGACAUCUGACGGAAUUUAUGUCAAGUUACACAGCUAG
Parnassius mnemosyne (clouded apollo) is the source of this 450-nucleotide messenger RNA. The record is from the annotation of a GenBank genome assembly. NCBI's taxonomy places the organism in Eukaryota, Metazoa, Arthropoda, Insecta, Lepidoptera, Papilionidae.